This is a messenger RNA of Rubroshorea leprosula, 785 nucleotides long. Lineage: Eukaryota; Viridiplantae; Streptophyta; Magnoliopsida; Malvales; Dipterocarpaceae. The record is from the annotation of a GenBank genome assembly.
AAUUACAUUUUGAUUCGGAGAGGUUGGAACCAGAUCCCAAGUCCCUUGUCAAACAAGAGCAUCAAACUCAUCUGACAUAGCCCUUCGCCAUUAGGGGUGACUCAAAGCUUGGCUCACACAUGAGGGCUUGACAGUGGUGGGGAAAGGGUAUUUGGUGGCAGGAUGCAUCUGUUUGGGCUUAAAGAUGUUGUUUAGGGAGCGAGUAACCAUGGGGUGAGUUCGAUGGGUAUUGGGCGGUGCUAGGUGGGAGGGGAUUGGAUCCAGACUAGGUGAAGGGGAGCUGAUGAUUGGGGAAGACGAGAUAGAGGCCGGUGACAAGGAUGAGGGAAAAGGAGAGGAGUCGACAGUAGUAGAGGAAGUAGGGAAAAAGCUGGAAAUACUUGGGCAGGAGGGAGAAGGAACCAGAUUUGAACCACAAGCAAUGGGAGGCGACGCAUUCUACGAGACUGGGAUGACGAAGUCCUACAGAGGUGGGUUGGUAGUGGCAAAAGGCACCGGUGGUGGCAAGGCUGGGAGAGGAGCAAAGGAUGGAGGUGUGUCUAGUGCUGGAGAAGGGAGAGGUGCAAAGGAUGGAGUUGUGUCUAGUGCUGGAGAAGAAGAAGGAAAUAGAGAAGUUGAGUUUAUGGAGGGUUGAGACAAAGAUGAAGGAGAAAUAUUAGAGAUUUCAAUACUAGUGAGAUUUGGGAAAUUUUGAAUUUGAGAAGUUGAUUGUCUUGUAGAAGCCUGAAAAGGAAAGUGAUUUUCAUGAAAAGUAACAUGUUUGGAAAAAAAUAUUUUAUUAGUUU